CCUCGGCCCUGCCUACGCCGUCUCUCUGUCCUGUCCUUUCUUCUCCAACUCCAACCUCCCCCUCUCCUCCCCUCCCCAAAUUUGGAUCAAACGAACUCGCUAAACUUAAUCUCAUUCUUAAACGCGCGGCGAACGGAAUCGGAUUUUGGGAGGGACGAGGCGUUUGGAUCCCAUUUUGGGCGGGGGCUAAUCGCGGUAAGCAGUGGGUGAUUUGGGCCGGGGUUAGGGUUUCGGAUCUGGUAAUAAUCCGGCGAUGAACGGCGAGAUGAUGAUGCGGCCUCCCAUGCCGGCGCCGUACCAGGUGUGGGCGGCGGCGCUGGCGCAGCAGCAGCAGCUCCCGCCGGUGGCGGAGGCGCCGGCGGCGGCGGGGUUCAAGCCGGCGAGGCCCGCGUGGAAGCGGGCGUCGCGGCAGCAGUCCGGGUGGAAGCAGCGCAAGGCCGCGGCCCAGGCGCAGGGGAGGUGGGGCGGGUCGGCGGCGCCGCGCAACACGACGUCGUACCUGAUCCGGGCCAAGCGGGCGGGUGGCGUGGCGUCGCUGGUGUCGCCGUGCCCCGUGACGCCCGCCGUGCUGCCGACGCCGCGGCUGUCGCCGGCGCGGGAGGUGCUGGUGGAGAUGGCCAAGGAGGCGUGGGGCGUCGACGGUUACGGCUCCAUGAAGGGCCUCAUCCGCCUCCGCCCCCAGGCCGCCGGCCCCGACGCCGGCGACGGCGACUCGGGCUCCGGCGAGAGCGACGUGGAGGAGCACGUGGAGGUGGAGCGCCGCCUCGACCACGACCUCAGCCGCUUCGAGAUGGUGCAGCUCCCCGCCGCGCCGGCAGGCGAGGACGAGGACGCCCGCGCGGCCCGGCUGGAGGAGGAGAACCUGACCCUCCGCGCGCGGCUCUUCCUGGUGGAGCGCGACAUGGCCGACCUCCGCCGCCGCCUCCUCGCCGUCGAGUCCCUCUGCCGCGACCGCCACCGCGACGGCUGCGUCGUGGACGCCGCCCUGCCUUCCCCAACCAGCGACGAGGCGGCCACCGAGGACGCCAUGGUACUCUGACGUGGCCGCCGCCGCCGGCGGCCGCCCGCACCGUGCCCUGCACAUAGCCCACCGUCCCUUCCUCCUCCUCCCCCCUGUGCAGGUGUCAACAGACAGACAGAUGUGAAAUGAAGAGUAGCCAGCAGCAUCACAAUCAGCAUCAGCAGUUGAAUUAGCAUCCUAGAACCAGUUGUUACUCUUCCUUCCUUCCUUGAAUCCCCAUAGCAGUCCGAUCUGUAGUUGUGUCAUUAGCCAGAUCCCCAUUUCGUGUCCAUGCAGUCGUAGCAGCAUUAGGAGUCAACCAAACCAAGCAAGCAAGCAAGGUGUUCAUGUAGAUGUAGCGGUUAAUCGGCGGCGUCAAUGGCGGGCACCGGCGAGGAAGACGAAGAAGACGCGGGGCGUUCCUCCAGAUCCAGUGCCUUUCAAACGCGGCAAACAACUCCAGUUAUUAGUCAGUAGUAGUAGCAUUUGUUGUGAUUCUGAACAUGUUGUUGUUCCAUUAUUGCACUGCAUUCUGUUCCA
Molecule: messenger RNA, 1540 nt
Organism: Aegilops tauschii subsp. strangulata
Lineage: Eukaryota; Viridiplantae; Streptophyta; Magnoliopsida; Poales; Poaceae
Source: RefSeq, a predicted model, not a curated record